GUCCUUUAGCUGGUGGGAACUAGCUGCUACCGGCUAAGCAUUCAACGAUUAAAUAUGAACAAAGCCCCCUUUGUAUACUGCUUUUGCCGAGGUCACGUCAAGUUUCCCUUCCGUCUGCCUUCCUGCUCACUUGCCGACCGCAUAUGGAUGGAGGGAGCUCCCUCCCAGAGUCCCAGCACUUUUGAGGCUGCUGUCACUGUUAAGAUCACGUACAAUAAACGUCACUGCGUUUGUCAGUAAAGGAGAAACAUUAUAAGAAUAUCUGACAAAUUCAGUUGCUGAACAAGACAAUGUCUGACAAGAACCAAACCUCAGAGCUUCCUGAUGCAGACAGAGAUGAAGAUAGCGCUGAUAUAGUGAAAGUUCAGAUAACAGAAGAUCUGUGUGUGAGGCGUCAAGUUGGAGCCCCAGAUCUGGAAAACAAAGACAGUAUCAGCCCAGGCCAUAUGGAUGUGACACCUUCAGAUGGCUCAGCGGUUGAGCACGGAGAAGAACCGGAUGUGUUUGAUCAGUUGAAGACUGAGGAGGAUGAAGUUCCUAUAAAUACGUCUACAGGUGACUUUACAAACUACAGUAAUCCUAGUCCUAGUCAUGGUCAAAGUACAGAUACUUCUUUCAAUCUUCUUCAAAAUCAAAGAAGCCACUUGGAAAAUGUAUGCUCUGAAUGUGGGAAAAGUUUUUCCACUAAAUCAUAUCUUACUUACCAUAUGAAAAUUCAUACUGGAGAUAAAGCAUUUUCAUGUUCUGUCUGUGGGAAAUGUUUUAUCCUGAAAUCAACUCUUAUUACACAUCAAAAAAUCCAUACAGGAAAGAAAGAAUUUUCAUGUUCUGAUUGCGGGAAAUGUUUUGUUCAGAAAUCAACUCUUAUUACACAUCAGAAAAUCCAUACAGGAGAGAGAGAAUUUUCGUGUUCUGAUUGCGGGAAAUGUUUUGCCCAUAAAUCAACUUUUAUUACACAUCAGAAAAUUCAUACAGGAGAAAAGGGAUUUUCAUGUUCUGAUUGUGGGAAAUGUUUUGCUCAGAAAUCAACUCUUAUUAGGCAUCAUAAAAUCCAUACAGAAGAAAAAGCAUUCUCAUGUUCUGAAUGUGGGAAAUGUUUUACUUGGAAAACAAAUCUUCUUCAUCAUCAGAAGGUCCAUACAGGAGAGAAAUCAUUUUCAUGUACUGAAUGUGGCAAAUGUUUUACCUGGAAAAAAAAUCUUCUUGAUCAUCAGAAGAUUCAUACAGGAGAGAAAGCAUUUUCAUGUUCUGAAUGUGGCAAAUGUUUUACUUGGAGAACAAAUCUUCUUGAUCAUCAGAAGAUUCAUACAGGAGAGAAAGCAUUCUCAUGUUCUGAAUGUGGGAAAUGUUUUAUUCUGAAAUCACGCCUUAUUAAUCAUCAGAAAAUUCAUACUGGGGAGAAAGCGUUUUCAUGUUCUGACUGUGGGAAAUAUUUUACUGCAAAAUCAACUCUUAUUACACAUCAGAAAAUCCAUACAGGAGAGAGAGAAUUUUCAUGUUCUGAAUGUGGGAAGUGUUUUAAUGAAAAAUCAGCUGUCACUAAGCAUCAGAAAAUUCAUACAGGAGAGAAAGCAUUUUCAUGUUCUGAAUGUGGCAAAUGCUUUACUCAGAAAUCACAUCUUACUAGCCAUCAGAAAAUUCAUUCAGGGGAGAAAGCAUUUUCAUGUUCUGACUGUGGGAAAUGUUUUACUGAGAAAUCAACUCUUAUUUUGCAUCACAAAAUUCAUACAGGUUAAAGAGGAUUUCCGUGUUCUGAAUGUGGGAAAUGUUUUGCUGGAAAAAACAAAUCUUAAUAUUCAUAAGAAAAUUCAUAUUAAAAGAAACCAAAUAAAUCAGAGCUCAAAGGGACAGUUUACCCAAAAUGUUUUUCCCUUUAAAGGGUCAUAAAACUCACACUUUUUAGAAAACAUUCUCUGUGUUAAAAAGCUUUAAACACAAACUUUAUAGUAUUUAAACUAUUAAAUGACUGAUUUUUACCUUAUUAACUCUUUUUUGAAAACCACAUCAUGCCGUUAUUUCAUAGGAGCUGCACUGAGUCACAAUAAUCUAUGAGUGCCAUUAUCCAAUAGUAGCUAAUGUUAUAAUUAGUGUCAUGAAUAUUAAAGCUUAUACCUAGUCACAUGCGCAAUAGGGGGCAAACAUUUAAACGCAUGUCCAACAUAUAGGAAUCAUGGGUAAUAGAGUCAACACCUGCACAGCUCAACAGUAAACUGACAGCACAGCUCAUUAGUGAAUGUGUCAGCGGUUAUGUUUCCAGCCGGAAUGAUUUGAUGUCACAUGACUAAUGCUGACAGAGCAACGUAAUACAACUCCUACAAAAUGCUGGAUAUGAGAAUCAUGGGAAUAAAAAAAAAAUCAUCCGUGAAUGGCUUUGCAUAAUUAGCAAAAGAAGGGAGUGUAAAUAAAGAAAAUUUGUAAGUUAAUUUGGAACAUUAUAGUAAAAAAUAGUUAAUAACAUUAAAUUAUCUUCCCUCUUAGAAUUAUAAAGUAUAAUGUUUUUAAAUCUUUAAUUUUGCUUCUUAGGUUUUAUGUUCCUUUAAUUUGUUCCCAGUGAUCCAGUUUACUAAAUUGUUUACAAGUAGCUUAUUUACCCUGUGCGGGCUGGUGACACGGCACAUGUGGAGUUUCCAUGUUUCAAGGUAACUCUGUAGGGUGCUGAAAUAUUGGUGACAUCCCAAGGUCACAUCCAGGGUCACUCUGGGAAAACGCUCAAAUUCCUUCUUAAAAAGUCCCAAUGCAAGUGUAUCCUUAAAUCUCCUCUGCUGUAACAAUCAGCUGCUCUCCUCUUCACACUUCAAAGUAGCCCAGUUCUAAAGUAACAAAAGAUAGAGGGGCACCUCAUGUGUGUAUCAUUACAUUUCCACAGAACAUAAAGUGCAAUAAAUGAGAGUGGGUACUCACAUUUGGUUGGAGCACACUUAUGUGCUAGUAGACGCCAGCUGAUAGAUUGAGGUGUAUCGAAUCACCUAUUCCCAGCGAAACUGGAACUCUCCAAACGACCAGGAGCAAUAGUGCUAAUAUCAAAAACUCGUUGAAACUUAUCUUUUCCAAACAAGUUUAAUAAAACUAAAUGAAAAACAAGUUUAAAAAGCAGAAUUAAAAGUGUAGGGGCAUAGCAAUGCUUCCUUUAAUCAUGCAAUGCUUUUCUCAGCAUUGGUACAAACGGCCGUUUCAUCAAGCAUAUCUUCCAUAGAUACCUAAAUAUCACAAGUCUUCUUAUAUUCACAGGCUAAAGUACCAGAAUAUGCUUAUAAGGAUUCCUUUAGUUUCUAGAACUGGAAAUCUCUGAAGGCUCCAAAGUAGCAAUGAUGCCUGCCCAGGUGCCUCUUCUAGGAGGCAGAAUAGCCAAUUUCAGACAUCUGAGCUUCUACUAUUACAGACAGAUAGGUUUUACAUAGGGUGACCAUAUCGCUGCUUUAAAAAGGGACACAUAUGAAAAAUAGAUAUGUCAGGGUACUUAUACAAAACAUUUCUUUAAACAGCCCUGACAUAUGUAUUUUUUAUAUGUGUCCCUUUUUAAAGCGGCAAUAUGGUCACCAUAGUUAUACAACUACUGCAUACAGGCUAUUACCUAGAGUUCAAUUUAAAAAAAAAUAUUUUCUUCCAUGCUUGAGGACAUCACCACUCAAAAAUUAACAGCAAUCAAACAGAUUGUGGAUACUCUGUUGUCUCAGCAAGUGAUUCAGUAGGUUCCGGUAUAUCUCCAGUUCCAGGGAUUUAAUUAUCCUCUGUUCCUUGUAAAGAAAAAGGACAACUCUUGGAGGCCAAUAUUGGAUCUUCCGCAUUUAAAUUCUUAUCUGCUGGAGAAAACAUUCAAAAUGGAGUCCAUUCAAUCAGAAAUCAAGACGAUUCCUCCAAAUGCUUUACUGCUUUCCAUAAAGCUAAAGGAUGCUUAUUUCCAUAUCUCAAUAGCAGAAGUUCACAGACAGUUCCUCAGCUUCACAGUAGGAAGUCUUCGGUUCCAGUUUGCUGCCCUACCUUUUGGCAUCGCAACCACUCCCUGAAUAUUCACAAAGCUAUUGGUUACUCUUGCUACAGCAUCUUGUGUAAAAGGCAUCUUUUUUAAUCCAUUAUUUUGACGACAUAAGUCUUAUAGCAAAUUCUAUUCAUCAGGCUUGUCUUCAAAAAUAUUUUGUCCUUACAGUUUCUUAAGGAUUAUGGCUGGUUAAUCAACCUUAAGAAAGGCCAUCUAAAUCCUUUGCAAAGGAUCAUAUUUCUAGGGGCCAAAUUCGAUAUUGCCAACAGUUGGUUUCUCUGCCCUCAAAAUUUUUUUAGGCUCUUCUGAUAUUCAUCAAAAAUCUACAGCACCUGUUAAAAAGUUGUGAACCCCUUCCAUUCUUGUACCAGUUUUCUAGACCUACCCAAGGUCCUGGUAGCGGUGUGAAGGAAAAGGUUAAAUAUAGGCCCAAAAGUGGCCUAAAGCUUUCAAAAAUCCUCCGCUUGGUACUUUAAAUGCAUGGGGGCCCAAAAGUGGCCGCAGCCAUUCCUGAGGUAAAAAAAGGGGGAGGUUUAGUGUUUGCUCUCUAACCAUUAUGCGUGAAAUCUUUUUUUUUGUUUUUUCUUUCUUUCAACUUUAUCGUUAAAUCAAAUUGUUAUAUUUGAGGUUAUGUAUGGUACUGUACAUCUCUGUAUCAACUUAUGACUUUUGUUAUACUGAGCAAACUGAAUUUUGCAUUUGUAUUGUUGGUCCCUCAAUAAAAACUAUUAAAAAUAAAAAAUCUACAGCACCACAGUCAUCUUUCUGCCAGGAAAUGGAUGAAGAUGUUGGGUUAUAUAGUGUCAGUGAUCCAUUUGGUAAACUGGGCUCGUUUUCUUUAACGGCGAAAACCAAUUUACUCUGUUUCUGAAUCAUCUCAAGAAAUGCCUAAAAUGGUGGCAUCAAACAGAGGAUCUCUCCAAAAUUCCUACUCUUCUGGAGCCAACAUGGGUAACUCUUGAGACUCCAGUAUAAAUGGAUGGGGACCUUUAUGCCAGGGGUAUUACACACAAUUUAGAUGCCUCAACAAUUUCCUGCCAAACUAUUGGAGAUAAGGGUAGUGUUUAAGGCCUUGUUUCAUUUUCAAGAGAUUCUACAUGGCAAGUCUGUGUGGAUUCUGACAGACAACAGGAUGGCCAGUAUCUACAUCAUUUUUAAAGGUUGUACACAAAGCUAAUAAACUCUCAAGGAAGUUAUUAUUAUCGGUUAUUUGUAGAGCGCCAACAGAUUCCGCAGCGCUAAUAUCACCAAUCUUUUGUUGGGCUCAAACCCACAUUCUUCAUAUAUCUGCAAUAUAUCUUCCAGGUAUUUAGAACAGGGAAGCAUAAUUUCUCAGUCAGAGACAUACAAAUCAGACAGAGUGGCAAUUAAACAGAAGUGUGUUCCAUAAAAUCACAGCCAAAUGAUCUCUUCAGGUCUCAAUUAUCAAACACCUCUUUUUUACAGCAGAUAUGAAACACCAAAGUCUUACAGAGUGGAACUUCAGCCUAAUAAAUGGGUUUCCUCUAAUACCUCCAUUACUUUAGAGAAUACAGAAGGAAAGAGCCACCUUUAUUGCGAUAAUUCCUUUUUGGCCCGGAAGGCCUUGGUUUCCACUUCUGCAGAGAUUGGUUCAGGGCACAAACUCAAAUGAAAUAUCUUCAACGAAGCAAGGUUUAAACAAGUUUAAACUUAACUUUUAUUGUAUAUGUACUAAAGCGGUAUACAGAAACAGAGUGGAAAUCCUUACGCGUUUCAUGCUGCUAGGCGUUUCAUCAGAAAUAAAGGACCCAGCCCUCUCCACCUCUUUAAGUAACAUAAUGAAAAUGGUACAAAUUAACUAAUUCAGGACCAGAGUUAUAACAAAGUAUCACAAUGUUAAUUCACCCAAACUGGUACUAAAUAAUGUUUAAAUUAUAACAAACACAGCAAGUCAUAUCUAGCAUGUAUCGUGUAAUGGACAAGUGUAAAUAAAUGGUCCCACUAAUAAAAAAAAGUAUAUCAUACGUCUACAUUUUAAGAAUUAGGUACUCAGUUAAUGUAUAAAUUUAGUAUAACUUCACCAUGUUGAUUAAAUAUUACCUAGGCACUAAGUGUAAAAUUAAAAAAAGAAAACGUCAUAUAAAAUCAAUAAAUAAAUUAAAUAAAUUAGAAUAAAUUAAAUUGGGGCAGAGAGAAAGAAGAAAGAAAAAAAAUUGAAUAAUAAAAAUGGAUAGUGUGAGAAUUGAAAACUUUUUCUAGCUGGAAAUUGCAGCAUUCUGCCUCUUUCAGACAUAUUGAAUUAUCUCAUCUUUUGGAAUUCUUUCAUGAUAGCUUUUUGCAAGGUCUGAGUGCUAAGACUUUGAAAGUCCAAGUUUCUGCAAUAGUGGAUAUUAAAUAGACUCAAAAACCUCUAGUUACACAAUUCUUUCAAGCCUUGGCUCAUAUCCAACCUUCAAUAUGAUUUGUAACUCCAACCUGGGAUUUACCUCUUGUAUUUGAUGCUCUCCUGGAUUCUCCCUUUGAACCUCUUCAUGAGAUCUCUCUAUGUUUUUUUCACUCUGAAGACAAUGUUUCUUGUGGCACUUUGAGUUUCUUAAUUCCAUGCUUUUUCUGUUUAAGAACCAUUUAAUUCAUUUAGUUCAUUUAAUCAAAAUAAAGUGGUUUUAAGAAAUGUUCCUGACUUUUUACACAAACUAGUCACUGAUUUCCAAAAAAAAUGAAGAUGUGGUUCUGCCAUUUUGUCCUGACACAAAAGAAGCUCUAUAUGUACAUCUGUAUCGUCUGGAUGUGGUCCAUUGUUUGCACAUCUACACCAAGCGUACAAAAGCCAUUUGUAUAACGGAUUGGUUGUUUGUUAUACCUCAAGGUCCUUGUCAAGGUCAAGCUCCGGCAAAGACUACAAUUAUAAAUUGUAUAGUUCAAGCUAUUUCUAAAGCUUACAAGCUGAUGAAUGUUCUUGAUAGGCUAAAGCCACACUCCACGAGGGCAGUGGCAACUUCAUGGGCUAUUUAAGCUGAUGCUACUCCUGAAAUUUGCCAGACAGCAGUUUGGAGGACACCUCAUACCUUUGUGUCUCACGACAAGCUGGAUAUCAGACAGUCUGCUUCUGCCAAGUUUGGUCAGAAAGUUAUUUCUUCAGUUGUUUCCUAAAUAAUAAUAUUUUCUACUUUUGUAAUAUUUGAUAUCUGUCUUUAUUUCUCGUUCCCUUAUUUGUUCUCACUGCUUUUCAUUCAUCUCGUCUGGUAAGUAUUACCCAGAGAAGAGCCAAGAUAGUUAGAAAUAAACAACCUACUAUAAGAAAUGUCUAUAUCUUGGCUCACAUCCAUGGGCAAUACCUACAAGGCUCCCUCCCUGCUUUGUCUAGUCCACAUUCUGGUUGGACAUCUUAAGGAGUAGGAAGGGGUGGAGGAAGAGGUGUUUCCUAUACAUAGGUCAAUGGGGGAGUGGUCUGUUUUUACCUGGUAAGUAUUACCCAUGGAUAUCAGCCAAGAUAUAGAAUUUUUUUAUAUUUGGUUGUUAAUUUCUAAUUUUUCCAUUGUUCUUUUUAAGUAUUAGGCUUUGGUUGACAGGCAGAUAUAAGAUAAGGAAGCAUGUGUGUGUACACAAAGUGAAAUAAAAAAAUAGGUGGAGCUUGCAGGUAAAAUUGUAUCUCAUUAUUUUAUGUUGUGGUUUUCAAAACACAAAACCAUCUAUUUCACAAGCACAAAUUUACCUGAAAAUGCAAUUUUCUCAUACAUAUAUUCUGCAGCUGGUAGAACAAGUAAUUGGAAACACAUUAAGAGAAAAACAAUUUUACAGUAUACUGUCCCUUUAACCUCUUAAGUGCCUAUGGUGACAUGGAGUCAUAAUUUACACAACUAUGACUACAAGUUGGGGGUGCAUAUUUAGAACCUGUGUGUUUGUCAUCUCCGGGGGAUCCGAGGUCCCUAUAUAGGGUUUAAUUGCCAAGUGGUGUAAAUAAAAUGUGCAUUUAUUUAAAUAUAGAUUCAUGGGAGGGAGCCCCUAUGUGCAGAUCUAGCCAGAUGAUCUUAUUUAUAUAUUGAUAAAUCCUGAGAUCUAGGUACUGUUAUAUGUAUUAUAGUCAGAUAAUCACUGAGGGGACAGCAUUUCCCUAGAAAGUAUUUAAAGUGACCAGGUGUGUAGAUGUACAGGGUGACCCUUACAUUAACAUCAAAAGUGCAAGGGGCUUCCAAAAGCCCUUGUCUGUUUUAGAAUAGACCCCAUGACUGCAUAAAAUGCAUUGUGCCAAUAUAUAACAAAUAUAUAAAUAUUUACUUUUGAUUUUCAAUUGCUAAUUUACAAAGAAACACUGAAUUUUGUUAGAAAGGUUACCCAAAUCCGUAAUAGAUCCACAAAUGUUUUGAUUAUAUAGUUGAGAGAAAAAAUCCGUCAUACUUUAUUGUUUAAAAUCUUGUUUACUGAAAUGGUAGCUGCGCUGCGGAAUCUGUUGGUGCUCUACAAAUAACCGAUAAUAAUAAUAAUGGUAAUAAAAUAUGUUUUCACA
Molecule: messenger RNA, 8441 nt
Organism: Bombina bombina (fire-bellied toad)
Lineage: Eukaryota; Metazoa; Chordata; Amphibia; Anura; Bombinatoridae
Product: gastrula zinc finger protein XlCGF26.1-like
Exons: 6
Coding region: 291-1736 (481 amino acids)
Biological process (GO): negative regulation of transcription by RNA polymerase II
Molecular function (GO): DNA-binding transcription repressor activity, RNA polymerase II-specific
Source: RefSeq, a predicted model, not a curated record